This is a messenger RNA of Cynara cardunculus var. scolymus (artichoke), 1322 nucleotides long. RefSeq names its product protein ABHD11-like. The transcript is spliced from 5 exons. The record is from RefSeq and is a predicted model, not a curated record. NCBI's taxonomy places the organism in Eukaryota, Viridiplantae, Streptophyta, Magnoliopsida, Asterales, Asteraceae. The coding region runs from base 115 to 1119 and encodes 334 amino acids.
UAUUGGAAUAAUCUAAUGAAUUUGAUAUCCAUAAACGGGAAGAAGCAAAGAAGUCCAAUUGAGCAAGCACCAAGCCACCAACUACACCUUCAACACACGGCAAGGGGGUAAACAAUGGCGAGAACCAUCAAGAACAAACCCGGAUUCAGAUUAUGUAUCGGAUUUCUGUCCUCACCCAAAUCGAUUAUUUCCCCUACCAGAUCGAUCGAAACCCUAGCUUUCGAAGAAGUUCGCUCUCCCUCCCCCAAUCCCAAUCCCAAUCCCAAUCCCAAAGCCGAUUAUUCUGCGUUUAUUCUUCAUGGCUUAAUGGGAUCUGCGCGAAAUUGGAGAUCUUUCUCUCGCAGUCUGGCUUCCUCUCUCUCUACUUUCUCUCCACCUUCAGAUUGGAAGAUGGUUCUUGUGGAUUUGAGGAAUCAUGGUCGAUCAGCUGGUUUACAUCCGCCUCAUAACAUGGUCAAUGCUGCUAAUGAUCUGGAUAAUCUAGUAAAGUCUGAAGGUUGGAAUUGGCCUGAUGUUAUUUUAGGGCACUCCCUGGGUGGCAAGGUGGCCUUACAAUAUGUCAUGAGCUGUGCACGUGGUGAUUAUGGCAGUUCAGCCAAGUUGCCGAAACAGUUGUGGGUUCUGGAUUCUGUGCCUGGGAUAGUGAACCCCGAAGAAACCAGCGGGGAGGUGGAGAAAGUUUUGGAAACCUUGCAGACUAUACCAAAAUCAAUCCCAUCACGCAAGUGGCUGGUGGAUCACUUGACGAAUCUAGGAUUUUCAAGAUCGUUAUCUGAAUGGCUGGGUACCAAUCUCAAAAAAUCAGGAGAACAUGAGACAUGGGCUUUUGAUCUUGAGGGAAUCAUUCAGAUGUUUGAUUCAUACAGGGAGAUGGAUUACUGGCCACUCCUAGAACACCCACCCAAAGGGAUGGAGAUAGUGAUUGUACGUGCCGAAAACAGUGACAGGUGGGACCCACAUACAACGGAGAAGCUGAAAAGGCUUGAAAAUCGGAGAGGGGAUGAAUCCGUGGGUAAGGUUUCAGUUGUGGUUCUUCCCAAGUCUGGGCAUUGGGUUCAUGUGGACAACCCAAAGGGACUUCUGGAGAUUGUGACACCCAAAAUGGCAUCCCUCAUUUAAAGCCAAAAUGGGUUGGAUUUUUAUGGACAAUUAACAAUCACAUAUUUAUCCAUGUUGUGUGGUUUCUUGUAGAAGUUGCCAAAUAAAAUAUUGACUAAUUUCAAUAGUUGUAAUUCAAAGAACCACUUGGAGAAAAAUAUAUAGCAGUGGUUAUUUCAUGACCAAAUCUGCUCUCCAUGAAUAAACGUUCUUUCCAAAGGUAA